UGUCUUUAUUAUCAGUCUUAUCAUCUUCUUGCACCAUUAUUUUCUCUCUAUAAAUAUCCAUCUUCUUCUUUCUCAACACACCAAAAAUCUCACCUCCAAACGCUAUCAUGGCUUUCAAAACUAUGUCUCUCUUUCUGGGUCUUGUAUUGGUUAGCGUAGUAGCAAGUGAGGCAUCUGCUAGGGAUCUUUUCAUCAAUACUGAAACAAGGGUUGAGGCCAGCAAUGAUAAUCUAGUUGAUUGCUGGAAUGCUUUGUUGGAGAUCAAAACUUGCUCCAAUGAGAUUGUUCUGUUUUUCCUCAAUGGAACCACCGAUAUUGGCCCUGAAUGUUGUCGUUCUAUUGCUGUUAUUACUCGUAACUGCUGGCCUGCGAUGCUUACUUCUCUUGGCUUCACUGCUGAGGAAGGUAACAUCCUCAGAGGCUAUUGUGAUGCAGCAGCUGCUUCUUCUCCUCCUCCUGCUUCUCCUCCUCUUGCUGCUGGGUCUCCCUUGCAAUAUCAGCCGCAGCCCAAUUAG
Manihot esculenta (cassava) is the source of this 515-nucleotide messenger RNA. Its product is annotated as egg cell-secreted protein 1.4. The record is from RefSeq and is a predicted model, not a curated record. The coding region runs from base 108 to 515 and encodes 135 amino acids. Gene Ontology annotation, biological process: double fertilization forming a zygote and endosperm. The transcript has a single exon. NCBI's taxonomy places the organism in Eukaryota, Viridiplantae, Streptophyta, Magnoliopsida, Malpighiales, Euphorbiaceae.